ACCGACACUAACAUAUUAUUGAAAAAAGGCAUGAAAAGGCUACUUUUAAGCCCAAUAAAUAGGCCCAAAUUGUAUAUUUACUAAAUUUUGUUAACGCGCUUACAAAACCCUUUGGAAAGUAUUUCAUCAAAUUUCAGAUUCAGAAACCCUAAUUUCUUCACAAAGCAAAACACAGAAAAAGCCAUUCUUUUUGCCCCUUGAGUGCUUUCAGCUCUUCCCACAAGGUUACAGAAGUAAUGUCACGUGUGUACGUCGGAAAUUUGGACCCGCGAGUUACUGAGCGUGAACUUGAGGAUGAGUUCCGUGCCUUUGGAGUUGUCAGGAGUGUUUGGGUUGCCCGUAGACCACCUGGUUACGCUUUUCUAGAUUUCGAAGAUCCUAGGGAUGCCCGUGAUGCUAUCCGUGCUUUAGAUGGCAAGAAUGGCUGGAGGGUUGAACAGUCUCACAAUCGAGGUGAGCGUGGUGGCGGCGGUCGUGGUGGUGACCGUGGAGGUGGUGGCGGCGGCCGUGGUGGUCGUGGUGGCUCUGAUUUGAAAUGCUAUGAAUGCGGUGAGACUGGUCAUUUCGCACGUGAAUGCCGUAACCGUGGUGGAACUGGAAGGCGUCGCAGCAAGAGCCGUAGUCGCACUCCUCCAAGAUACAGAAGGAGCCCAAGCUAUGGACGGAGGAGUUACAGCCCUCGUGCAAGAUCUCCCCCUCCUCCAAGGCGCCGCAGUCCUUCUCCUCCUCCUGCCCGUGGCCGCAGCUACAGUAGAUCACCACCUCCAUACAGAGCGCGUGAGGAAGUGCCAUAUGCUAAUGGAAAUGGACUGAAAGAAAGACGCAGAAGCAGGAGCUGAGUGAGUGAUUUUGCAAGAAAACGAGUGUGUGGGAGGAUACUUUGGAAGAGAAGAAGAGAGGGACUAAGGGAAGUUACUAUCAUCUAUGAAUUUCAGUAAGAGAACAUGUUUUAGGUCUGCUGGGUUGGAUAAAGCUUGCUACUUUUGCUUUUGGAUAUGAAACGUACGUAGUUGUGUAUCUACCAAUAGGUAAAAGAACACUUGAUUCGUACCCUAGUUUCUUAAAGACAUAAUGUUUGAUUGGAAAUUCUGCUAAAUGCCUAAGCGUUUCUUGUCUUUUUCCACCGUGUCGAGGUUUCUUCGGGUCUACUACUACUACUACUGCUUCAUUGCUUAUCUACUUGCUUCUCUACUCUUCUCAUAUGAAGCAUCUUCCUUAGUUUCUUGGCCUACUUCAUUGUUUAUCUGCUUGCUUCUCUACUCUUCUGCUAUGAAUCAUCUGCAUUUAGUUGCUCGGCCUGGUAUGGGAAAAGUUAAACCACGGUUGUGGAUCCCUAACAUCAUCUUCAUUUAGUUGCUCGGCCUGCUUCAUUGUUUAUCUACUUGCUUCUCUACUCUUCUGCUAUGAAUCAUCUUCGUUUAGUUACUCGGCCUGCUAUGGGAAAAGUUAACUACGGUUGUGGAUCCCUACAUGGCUUGCUUCUACUUCAUCUUCGACCCUAGAGAUGCGCUAUUGUUUGAAAACUUCAUCAGCUUUGAGGUUACCUUCUUUGCAUGAACUUGAGCUGCAUCACUCAGAAGCACCUCUUGUGUGGUCUGAAUGUUGUGCAUUAGGUUUAGCAUAAUUGUAGCUAUGUGAUAGUGUUUAGUAUGCACAUUCUUGUCCUUGGAUAGAUUUUUGUGCAUUUCACGGUUUAUAUAGGCAAGUCAAGAAUUUGUAAAUGCGUAUCAGUUGCUACCAUUUGGUACUUGUGUUCAUUUCACUUAAGCAUAGUUGUGAAAUUGUUCACUUUUAUGAAGGUGAAGCAAAG
Messenger RNA from Arabidopsis thaliana (thale cress), 1810 nucleotides. RefSeq names its product serine/arginine-rich 22 (gene RSZ22). Bases 237 to 839 code for a protein of 200 amino acids. Gene Ontology annotation, biological process: mRNA splicing, via spliceosome. The record is from RefSeq and is marked reviewed. The transcript has 6 exons. Gene Ontology annotation, cellular component: nucleoplasm; nuclear speck; nucleolus. Gene Ontology annotation, molecular function: zinc ion binding; mRNA binding; nucleic acid binding. NCBI's taxonomy places the organism in Eukaryota, Viridiplantae, Streptophyta, Magnoliopsida, Brassicales, Brassicaceae.